Vanessa tameamea is the source of this 2903-nucleotide messenger RNA. RefSeq names its product glycerate kinase. The record is from RefSeq and is a predicted model, not a curated record. Bases 76 to 1539 code for a protein of 487 amino acids. Gene Ontology annotation, cellular component: cytoplasm. The transcript has a single exon. Gene Ontology annotation, biological process: protein phosphorylation. Gene Ontology annotation, molecular function: glycerate kinase activity. Lineage: Eukaryota; Metazoa; Arthropoda; Insecta; Lepidoptera; Nymphalidae.
UUAGAAUAUUACAGUUCUUAUCUCUUAUUAGUAAAUAUAUGUAAAAGUGAAUGUUCAUUGAAUAUAUUUUAAAAAAUGUCUAAGCUUAUUUUUUAUGACUUACUGCAGAUAUUCAAAAGUAGUGUAUCAGCUGUUCUACCUGAAAAUCUUAUCAAAAAAUCUCUCAAUUAUAGUCCUAUUACACAAAAGUUAUCAAUAGGUUGUGAAAAUUAUAACCUAGAAAAUAAAAAUGUUUAUGUCAUUGGUGCAGGAAAGGCUGUACAAAACAUGGCCAUUGAAGUGGAAAAUAUAUUAAAUUCUAAAAUUAAACAAGGUAUUAUAAGUAUACCAGUAGGAAGCUUAAAAACUAAGCAAACAGAAAAUAAUGACAUACAAUUUCUUGAAGGAGCUAAAGAUAAUUUGCCUGAUGAAAAGGCUAUAAUAACAACCAGAAAAAUAAAAGAUUUAGUUUCAAAAUUAACCCACAAUGAUUUUUUAUUAGUUUUGCUAUCAGGCGGUGGAUCGGCACUAUUAUCAUUACCUAAGGAGCCAAUUACUUUGCAAGAAAAAACAAUAUUAAUAAAGAAGUUGGCAAACUCAGGUGCUGAUAUUAAAGAACUUAACACAGUAAGGAAAUGGAUCUCUGAUAUAAAAGGAGGCCAAUUAGCCAUGUAUGCUCAACCUGCACAAAUUGUGACCUUAAUACUAUCUGAUGUUGUUGGUGACCCUAUAGAUAUGAUAGCGAGUGGACCUACUGUUCUUCAUGAUGAUAACCCCAUGGAAGCAAUUAAUAUAAUUAAGAAUUUCAAAUUAUAUAAUGAUAUUCCCCUAUCAAUUAAAACACUUUUAGAAGAAAAAAAUCAUACAAAAACAUUUCCAAAUGACAAAGUUAAAAAUAUUAUUUUAGGGUCAAACAAAUUGAGUAUAAAAGCAGCUACAUCAAAGGCUUACGAAUUAAAUUAUUUACCUAUUGAACUAUCUAAUAUAGUAACUGGUAAUGUAGGGGAUUUAGUUCAAGAAUAUGUGAACUUGGUCAAAAUAUUUUGUGAUUUUAGAAAUGGAAAUGAUAACAUCAACAACUUGCAGAGUCAAUUGAAAGCCUUAAACAUACCAGGCUUCAAUUUGAAUUUUGCUGAAAACACUAAUGAAGUAAGUUCAAUUAGGACAAAAGAUUUAUGUUUAAUACUUGGAGGGGAAACAACGGUCAAGGUUAAUGGGUCGGGUUUGGGUGGUAGGAAUCAACAGUUAGCUUUGGAAUUUUCGAAAGCUUUGAGCUCUUCAAGUAAUGAAUUAAAGGAUCACGAAAUAUAUUUUCUAAGUGCCGGAACUGAUGGUAUUGAUGGACCUACCGAUGCUGCAGGUGCUAUUGGACAUUUAAAUCUGAUUUCUGAAUGUAAGGAAGCUAAUAUUGAUGUUGAUAUAUAUAUAAAUAAUAAUGAUUCCUACAAUUUUUAUAAAAAAUUUAAUAGGGGUGAACUACAUGUAGUUAUAGGGCAUACAAACACUAAUGUGAUGGAUAUACACUUAAUCAUAAUAAAAAAAGUAUGUAAAUCAACAUAAUUUAAUAGACUACAAUUACAUACACAUAUUUUUAUAAUGAUGGUUUAAGAAAGAGAUUAAGUUUAUUCUCUUUCUCUUUUUCUUGUUUUAAUUUUGUAGCUGCAAUUACUGCUGUUUGACAGAGGCCAGCAAAUUUGUCCUUUUUUUUCUUGCUAUUUUUUAUUAUCUUUGCCUUAACUUUUACGCUACUUGGUAAGGUGUUUUUCUGUUUAUUUAAAGAAAAUGCUAUUUUGGAUUUACAAUAUACUUCCGACUGGAGCUUCUCGUCAAUUUUUAAUUUUUUAAAUUUUACCUUUUUAAUUUUAGGCUUUACUAGAUCCUCAGACAUUUCAUCAUUUUCAUCCUCUAUUAGUUUUUUUGUUUUACUGGGUUUCAAUAUAGGAAUUUUUAUACUUUUGUUACAAAAUGAACAGAUAUUUUCCUGCAAAGUUUAAUUAGUGCAAUAUAUUCAAUAAGAAAAAUUAUGUGUACAUUAUUCUAAUCCAAUUUUAAUCAAAUAAUAAGUAAUUCUGAAAUUAUCUUGUCUUCUUAUGUUUUAUGCUUGUAUAUUUCUAUACAAAUAGGAUUAGCAUUAAUUAUAUUCAUAAAACUUACCAUUUCAUUGCUAUAAAGCAAACAUUCUCUUUUAUAUGGUGCCUUAUUUUUAACAUUACAUCGAAUUCUUUUUCUUUGCCGUUUACUUAAUUUAAAAGGUCUUAUCUGAAACAUUGUAACAUAUGAAUGGAGUGUGAUGGUUUAAGCUGCUGGAUAGGAUGUUGCAUUUCAAAAACAUAAUAUUGACAAAUCUGAUAUCCUCAACAGCAAUCAAGGUGUAUGAAAUGUUGCAUAAUAAUUAAUCAUGAACAUUAAAUAAUUUUAAAAGCUUUAAAAUUUUUAUGUUAUAGAAUGUAGCAGAACUACAUAGUCACAUCAAAUAGAAUAUAAACAUGCAGUGCAUUAAUAAACAAAUUAGGUUUUAGUAGUAUAGUAUUUGUGUUAAAAUUACCUUUGUUUGAGACUUACUGCCCCACUCAAGACAACAAUAUGAACAUCUACUUUUUUCAGAAAACGUCUUUUUAGGUAAUCCAUAACCUCUAGUCAUUUCUUUACAUCGCAUUCUGUUGAAAAUAUUUACAAGUUAUUAAUUAUUUAUGAGUUUUAUUACAUUCUUUUUUUUUCUACAAGGAUUAUACUCACAAAUAAUAACUUCUCAACUUAUCAUAACUGUCGUUUAUUUCUUUUUGAGCAAUUACUGAGGCCGCAUUAAAUAGGAAACCAAUAUGCUCUUCAGUCAUUGUAAAUGAAGAUAAAAUUAUAUUUUGUUAAUAAAUUUCUACAACCUUAAAAUUAUGUAUAUUUGUUAUUAAAUAAAAAUAUUUUCGUAA